Messenger RNA from Aspergillus affinis, 2301 nucleotides. RefSeq names its product DUF185-domain-containing protein. The transcript is spliced from 7 exons. Gene Ontology annotation, cellular component: mitochondrion. Gene Ontology annotation, molecular function: protein-arginine omega-N symmetric methyltransferase activity; nucleic acid binding. Gene Ontology annotation, biological process: mitochondrial respiratory chain complex I assembly. Bases 1 to 2301 code for a protein of 766 amino acids. NCBI's taxonomy places the organism in Eukaryota, Fungi, Ascomycota, Eurotiomycetes, Eurotiales, Aspergillaceae. The record is from RefSeq and is a predicted model, not a curated record.
AUGGCCCGCGGCCAGGAAGCUGUCUCUUUUGACCAGAUUAUCAACGCUGAUCGCCAGAAAAAGAAAAAUGAAGAACUUGCAAACCGAAUCUUAGGGAAAAAUCGAAGGUCGAGCGCACCCGGCCCGGGCGCUGGGAACAAAGCACAGAACGCAGCAUCGGGGAGCCUUGCGAGUCGGAUUGGCGUGGCUAAGCGCUCGACUCCCGCAACAAACCUCAAGACCAAGAACGCAAAACGAGUCCCGUCUGCGCCCGUUCGAGGAGGAGGUGCAUCGCAUCAGAAGCGCCGCCCCGAUGAAGAUCGUCUGAUGUCGGCUCUCAAUCCGACCAGUGGACAAGCAUCGAUCCGGGAGGGACCGGUUGGAAUUUCGAUCAAGGGAGCCUCGGGGCCGUUCGUAGUCAUCGGAAGCAACUUUGCGCCCGGCACCACCGCCGCAGAUAUCCAGUCCACAAUCGAGCCCAUGUCGGGAGAGAUCCUGAAAUGCUGGGUGACAUCGCACGAGCCUACUGUGACCGCGGAAAUUACCUUCGCCGAGAAAUGGGCCGCAGAUAACGCAAUCGCUAACCUCCACAACCAGAGGGCGGAUGGCCUGGUUCUUUCCAUGCGGAUGAAACCAAUGGGUGGUCCCAAGGCGAAGCGCGACCUCUUUAGCCGGUCGACUGGCUCGGGAUCCCAGCACUCUCCCUCCUUCAACGAUCUUCGAGAACAAGCAGACCGUGAGCGUCGUUUGCAUCGCGGAGCUGACACUACCGGCCAAAACGGAAACUAUGGAUUUGGCGAGCAGAACGGGGAUCUUUUCGCUCAGACCGAUACUCGGAGCACCGGUCGCAAUAACCGACGAAACUUCAGAGGUCGUAACCAAGGGAGAGGUGGGAGAAAUACGAACCAGGACGCAAACGACCAGGGCCUCUACAACCUGUUUGCUAACCACUACUCUCGUAAGGUAACCGGCCCGAUCCCGAUUGCGGCUUUCAUGCGUCAAGCCCUCACGUCCCCCGAGGGUGGCUAUUACACGACUCGACCCGAAGGCGAUGGGGAAGUGUUCGGUAAAAAAGGUGAUUUCGUCACGUCGCCAGAGAUAUCUCAGGUUUUCGGAGAACUAGUCGGUGUGUGGACAAUAGCAGAAUGGAUCGCGCAGGGACGGAAACGCAGCGGGGUUCAAUUGAUGGAAGUUGGACCGGGCAAGGGGACAUUGAUGGAUGACAUGCUUCGUGCUCUCAGGAACUUCAAGACGUUUACUUCGAGCAUUGAAGCGAUCUAUCUGGUGGAAGCUAGUCCUACGCUUCGAGAGGUCCAGCGACAGCGACUCUGCGGCGAUGCCCCCAUGGUGGAAACUGAUAUCGGCCACAAGAGCACCAGCAAAUAUUUCGACGUUCCGGUGGUCUGGGUGGAAGAUAUCAGGUUGUUGCCUCAUGAUGAAAGCAAGACGCCGUUCAUAUUCGCACAUGAAUUCUUUGACGCCCUCCCAAUGCACGCCUUUGAAUCCAUUCCUCCUUCUCCGGAAAACACCCCCCAACAGAAGGAAAUCAUGACGCCUACUGGCCCCAUCAAACUGAACGACCCGCCGAAGCCCGCCAACACCCCCCAGUGGCGCGAGCUCAUGGUCACCUUGAACCCCAAAGCCGUGGACGAGAACCAGGCUGGCGAACCCGAAUUCUCUCUGACGUUAGCGAAAGCAUCGACCCCGUCGUCUCUUGUCAUUCCCGAGAUCUCCAAACGGUACCAAGCGCUCAAGUCCCAGCCGGGGUCCACCAUUGAAAUCAGCCCGGAAAGCCGCAUCUAUGCAUCGGACUUUGCACGAAGGAUUGGUGGCUCGUCGCAACCCCCGCGGACCGCUACUCGAGGGGACUCCUCCGCUCCUCCGGCAACCGCCAAGCGUGUCCCGUCUGGUGCGGCUUUGAUCAUGGACUACGGAACCCUGUCAACGAUUCCCAUCAACUCCCUGCGCGGUAUCCAGAAGCACCAGAAUGUACCCCCACUUUCGUCCCCUGGACAGGUCGAUGUGAGCGUCGACGUCGAUUUUACUUCGCUGGCGGAAGCAGCUAUCGAAGCAAGUGAGGGUGUGGAAGUGCACGGUCCUAUGGAGCAAGGAGACUUCCUGCAGGGCAUGGGUAUCGAAGAGCGCAUGCAGCAAUUGCUCAAGGGCAUCCAGGACGAGGAAAAACGGAAAACGCUAGAAAGCAGCUGGAAGCGAUUGGUCGAGAAGAGUGAAGGCGGCAUGGGCAAGAUCUACAAGGUCAUGGCCAUCAUCCCGGAGAACAGUGGAAAGCGUCGUCCUGUCGGAUUUGGCGGGGGAAUCUAG